CCAAACGCACGAGAAUCAGAGUGUGGUUGAGAGCAAUGGCUGCUCCCCUCCUAGCCUCAAGGGCGGCCUCUCUUCUUCCACCCCCAUCUCACACCAAAGCAUUCCCCCAAAAAUAGAUCGCUAUGAGGCAACAAGGGACGGGAGAUUGCUCCCCUUUCAUCUUUUUUUCGUUUCCCGUCCGCCGGAUCAUGCGGUGCCCAGGCUGGUGGAUUGGUGGCGGCUCAUUGGUUUCCUCCGGCGAGAUUCGGUCCGGGCCGCCGACAACCGGAGAGGCAUCCAGAUCCAGCAUCAACAGGUGGCAACCCCUAGCGCGGGCAUCAGCCUGUCAAACUCGGUUGGGCAAAUCACCUCCACAAGUUUUGGUCCCAAGAUCAGCGAUUUGGGGAGGAGAAUCGAGCGAGGAAGAAUCGGUGCUCGGUCCUUCGGUGUUCUUGAGGUGCCGAUCCCCUCUGGGGAGCAAUGGCCGGCUGGGCGAGGAAUUAGGGGUCGAUUAGGCAAGCAAGCGGAUCAUAUAUAGGAUGAGGUGGCCGAGGAGCAGAUUGAAAUGGCUCCUCAGCGCAUGCCUCAUUUCCCUCCUGCUGCUCACGCCAACGGACCGCGGCGGGCUGCUGCUCGUCGCCGCCAUCAGGAAGAACUUGUUCUGGCCGCCGCCACCUCCCCAGCCGCCUCCCCCGAGCCGAAUAGGUGAUGAAUUGGUGGAACAAUUAUGGCUCAACUGUAGUCUAGAUAGGAUAAUCCUUCAAGAUGUUAAAAACCAGUCCCAUCACACCCUUGCAUUCAGCACCAAGGAAGGAAUGCGCACUUCUUUGUCUCCAGAAGUUGCCGAUACUAUUCUGGACUGCUUAAGCAAGCAUAAUUUUCCUUUGCCACAUGUCUCUGGGCACACACAGGAUGAAGAUGCUGAGGAGGAGGCAGGAAGCUUAUUGCCACAUUCCAAUAAUUUCAAACUAUCUUUUGCAUCAAAAAUAAGAUAUCUUCUUGAAGGAGCUUCAACAUCACAUUAUUCUUUGUCACCGCCAGCAAAAGAAGCAAUCAGGGGUCUUUUCUCUUCCGAAGCAGAGGAUCGUCCGCUAGCCGUCAGCAUAAAAAUUUCUUUGGGAAAGAAGCGCAAGGAUGAUGACUCGGGUUCAUCCACUGCUGUCAUUGGUGCAGUGGCUUGUGUAGCAUUGGUGGCCCUUGUCGGUAGCUUGUGUGGGAUGUGUGACGAAGAGCCAGCAUCACCGUAUGAUCUAGUGGGGGGUGGUGAACUAACAGGUUCUUCCCGUAAGGAUUCCGCCACCCAGAUCGAUGUCAGUAGGCUGGGAGGAUUGUCAAACAGUGCAUCUGAGAAACAGCAGUCUGAAUUUACAGUACCAGUAAUGAAGUUGAAUGUUGAAAGACCAGCCACGAAACUGAAGUCAGUAGGAGCAGCAUCAAUGAAGGAAGAACUAAUGGAGCGACACAGCAGAUUUGCUUCGUACGAAGUAACGACCAUUGCUGGACAGCCGACGGCCAAACCCGAGAAGGCUGCAGUUUCUUCUGCAGGUCCAGCUCCGCCACCUCCUCCUCCACUUCCAGGUGCACCAGCACCACCACCUCCUCCUGUAGUUCCAGGUGCACCAGCACCACCACCAGCACCAGGUGAACCAGGUGCACCAGCACCACCACCAGAUGCACCAGGUGCACCAGCACCACCACCACCACCACCAGGUGCACCAGCACCACCACCGCCACCAGGUGCACCAGCACCACCGCCGCCACCAGGUGCACCAGCACCACCACCGCCUGCACCAGGUGCACCCGCACCACCUCCAAAGCCGGGCGGGCCUCCUCCUCCAGGGCCACCAGCACCUCCUGGUGCAAGGGCUGGAGCAGGACCUGGACCUCCACCUCCACCUCUAAAAGGUGGUGGACCGGGGGGACCUCCGCCACCAGCAAUGCCCGGUGGUCCAAGAAAAGGACCUCCGCCGCUUAAGAAGCCAGGAGCUGCAGCUCCUGUUGCAGACUCUUCGAAAACAAAGUUGAAGCCCUUCUUCUGGGAUAAAGUUACUGCAACAGAUCAAGCAAUGGUGUGGGAUCAAAUUAAAGCAGGAUCCUUCCAGUUUAAUGAGGAGAUGAUCGAGUCUCUUUUUGGUUGCAAACCUGUUGACAAAAGUAAUGAUAGCAAAAAAGAGCCAGCAAAGGAAGCUCCUCAAGUCGUUAGGAUCCUAGAUGCUAAAAAGGCACAGAAUUUAUCAAUAUCACUGAAGGCACUCAGUGUUACAGCUCAAGACGUGCAUACUGCAGUUACAGAAGGGCAUGAUCUCCCAGCCGAUUUGAUAACAACCUUGCUACGGUGGACCCCAACCAGUGAUGAGGAGCUAAAGCUUCGGCUCUACACUGGAGAGAUGAGUCAACUUGGUCCAGCGGAGCAAUUCUUGAAGACCAUCAUUGACAUCCCAUACAUUUUCCAGCGCUUGGAGACUUUGCUUUUGAUGGCCAGUUUGACGGAAGAAGCUACAAGUGUGGAGCAGUCAUUCAAAACCCUAGAGGUUGCCUGCGACGAGCUUAGGCACAGCCAUCUUUUCAAGAAGCUACUGGAGGCUGUACUUAAAACUGGCAACCGAAUGAAUGAUGGCACCUUUCGAGGGGGAGCACAGGCGUUCAAACUGGACACCCUCCUGAAGCUGGCUGAUGUCAAGGGGCUCGAUGGCAAGACGACGCUGCUGCAUUUCGUCGUCCAGGAGAUCAUCCGCUCGGAGGGUGUCCGUGCCGCGCGGGUGGCCAAGGAGCAGAACAGCAGCGUCUCCAGCGUGAGCGGCGGCACCGAUGAUCUCUCCGAGGAUGUCGGCGACGACACGGAGCACUACAAGCAGCUUGGCCUCGAAGUGGUGUCCGGCCUGUCUGACGACCUCCAGAAUGUCCGCAAGGCAGCGAUCCUCGACGCGGACGCGCUUACCAUACAGGUAGCGAGCCUCGGGCACAGGCUGGUGAAGGCGAACGAGUUCUUGAACACGGGCAUUAAGAGCUUGGAGGAGGAGAGCGGGUUCCAACGCAAGUUGGCCCAGUUCGUAGAGAACUCCCAGGCGCAGGUGACCCGCCUGCUGGAGGAGGAGAAGAAGCUCCGGUUGAUGGUGCGCUCCACCGUGGACUACUUCCAUGGCAGCAAGGGGAAGGACGAGGGCCUGCGCCUGUUUGUCGUCGUGCGCGACUUCCUGGUGAUACUGGAGAAGGUCCGCUGCCAACAAGAAACCGGCGGCAGCGGCAGCACCGGCGAAAGGGGGCAAGCAGCCGUCCCAGUCACAGCAAUCCUUCCGCGACCCUCGGCAAGCUCUGAAGCCCGCGAUCCAAGGCCGGAGGGCAAAGCCGGACAGCAGCUCCAGCUCUGA
Triticum dicoccoides is the source of this 3347-nucleotide messenger RNA. RefSeq names its product formin-like protein 18. The record is from RefSeq and is a predicted model, not a curated record. The transcript has 11 exons. Bases 519 to 3347 code for a protein of 942 amino acids. Lineage: Eukaryota; Viridiplantae; Streptophyta; Magnoliopsida; Poales; Poaceae. Gene Ontology annotation, biological process: actin nucleation; actin cytoskeleton organization. Gene Ontology annotation, molecular function: actin filament binding.